CAAGGUGUGUGAGGUGAGCGCGCGUGCGCCGGCCUUGAGCUCGGGGCGCGCGCGCAUCCCCGCGGCGACCGCGACCGUUCAGUUCAAACUCUACCGCCGCGUCCGGCAGACGCGGCUCACGUGCUUCACCACAGGAUAAUAUAAACAACCUUGUGUUUGUGCCUGUGACAUUACCCAGUGCGUGUGACCCAAAAAUCAGCCAAAAUGGUUGCCGGAGGCAAACAGAUGAACGUCCGUGUGACGACGAUGGACGCGGAGCUGGAGUUCGCGAUCCAGCAGACGACGACUGGCAAACAGCUGUUUGACCAGGUCGUCAAGACCAUCGGCCUGAGAGAGGUGUGGUUCUUCGGUCUCCAGUACACCGACUCUAAAGGCGACCUCACCUGGAUCAAACUCUACAAAAAGGUGAUGCAACAAGACGUAAAGAAAGAAAACCCACUUCAGUUCAAGUUCCGCGCCAAAUUCUACCCCGAAGACGUUGCGGACGAACUCAUUCAGGAGAUCACACUCAAACUGUUCUACCUCCAGGUAAAGAACGCGAUCCUAUCGGACGAAAUAUACUGCCCGCCUGAGACGUCAGUACUGCUGGCGUCGUACGCAGUGCAGGCGCGGCACGGGGACCACAACCCCGCCGUGCACGGCCCCGGCUUCCUCGCCAACGACCGCCUGCUGCCGCAGCGUGUCACCGACCAACAUAAGAUGUCCCGCGAGGAGUGGGAGCAAAGCAUCACGAACUGGUGGCAGGAGCACCGCGGCAUGUUGCGCGAGGACGCCAUGAUGGAGUAUCUGAAGAUCGCGCAGGACCUGGAGAUGUAUGGAGUCAACUACUUCGAGAUCCGCAACAAGAAGAACACGGAGCUGUGGCUCGGUGUUGACGCGCUCGGACUCAACAUUUACGAAAAGGAUGACAAACUUACGCCCAAAAUCGGUUUCCCUUGGUCAGAAAUCCGUAACAUAUCAUUCAACGACCGCAAGUUCAUAAUCAAGCCGAUCGACAAGAAGGCGCCAGACUUCGUGUUCUUUGCUCCGCGCGUGCGCGUGAACAAGCGCAUCCUGGCUCUGUGCAUGGGCAACCACGAGCUCUACAUGCGUCGUCGCAAGCCCGACACCAUCGACGUGCAGCAGAUGAAGGCCCAGGCCAGGGAGGAGAAGCUGGCCAAGCAGGCGCAGAGAGAAAAGCUCCAAUUGGAAAUCGCAGCCCGUGAGCGCGCAGAAAAGAAACAACAAGAGUACGAGGACCGACUGCGGCAAAUGCAGGAGGAGAUGGAGCGCUCGCAGGCCAACUUGUUGGAGGCACAGGACAUGAUCCGACGUCUCGAGGAACAGCUGCGCCAACUGCAGGCCGCCAAGGAAGAGCUCGAGCAGCGCCAGAACGAGCUGCAAGCCAUGAUGCAACGCCUCGAGGAGACCAAGAACAUGGAAGCGGCGGAGCGCCAGAAGCUGGAGGACGAGAUCCGCGCCAAGCAGGAGGAGGUGUCGCGCAUCCAGCAGGAGGUGGAGCUGAAGGACAGCGAGACGCGGCGCCUGCAGGAGGAGGUGGAGGACGCGCGCCGCAAGCAGGACGAGGCCGCCGCCGCGCUGCUGGCCGCCACCACGCCGCAGCACCACCACGUGGCCGAGCGCGCCGACACCGACCCCGACCACGACAACGCCUCCGACGCCGGCUCCGAGAGCGGCGGCGGCGACCUGGCGCGCGGGCCCGACGACCUCGUCGACCCCGUCGCCGACCGCCGCACGCUCGCCGAGCGGAACGAGCGCCUCCACAACCAACUCAAGGCGCUGAAGCAAGACUUGGCGCAGUCCUGCGACGAAACCAAGGUGACCGCGAUGGACAAGAUCCACCGCGAGAACGUCCGCCAGGGACGUGACAAAUACAAGACUCUGCGCGAGAUCCGCAAGGGCAACACCAAGAGACGCGUCGACCAGUUCGAGAACAUGUAGAGCAACUGUCCGCGACGCCGGGGCUGAUCCACCACCUACUACUCCAGCAUAUCUUCUACUGCCCACUACGAGUCCUUUCCACAUAGUUGUAUAAUAAGAUUGUAACUAUUCUUCGUUUUGUGCUCUAAGCAUUCAUAGAUCAGCUCUCGAGUCGCCACAGGUCGUGGACGACCGUAUAAGAGAUGUAAGCGGAUAAGUUAAGCAAUUGUAGGCUUUACUCUAUUCGCGUAAAGCUUAUAAUUGAGUCGCACCCUGCACGCGGCCCGACCUAUCAUUAUCUGAAGUGCCAAAAAUGUAUUUUCCAAACAUUCCGUUGAAGUUGACACGCAAUCAAGUGGUCAUUGUAUAAACUGGAGAUGUAAGUGGUGCCGGGCGGGGUCGGGCCGCGUGCCGGGACGAUCGUGAUAGUACGUUGAUGAUCGAACGAUAUUUUUAUAUAAUUUUUAUACACCGUCCAGGCAAUAUAUGUAUCUUUUGCCGUCGUCAAGAGAUUGUCAACUAUAAAGGGUCAUUUGAUUCAGCGGUGCUUACAUAAAGUGUGUACGAACACUCGCUUGUCGGGCGUCGUAGUCGAAACUAACUGUAAAUAUUGAUUAUUAUUACUUAUUAGUAAUUUUAUUUUAGACCGUUGUGCUAUAACCUAAUGAUGUGAACAUUCUAGGGAUCACUUGCUACAGAGAUGUAUGUUUACGAUUAGCCAGAUAAAUCAUUAAAUCAAAGCACACAGAAUUGUUUUUAUUAAUAAUAAUCAUUUUGAAAAUAAUUUGGAUUUUAUUCAUAUAAAGUUAAGUAUCGUACGGGUGGAUCUAGUACGAGUCAUAUAGUCGCUGUGUGCUGCGGCUUAUAUUUUAUUGUGGUAGUUGAUUCGGUUAUUAUAAUUUGUCUGUUGAUUAUUUUAGUGUUUGUCGGAUGUGUGAGUGAAGGUGUGGACAGACGGGAGCCUGGCUCGCCGCUCUCCGGCCGUACUAUACCGUGCCGGCCCUACUAUACCGGGCCGGCCCUACUAUACUAUACCGUGCCGGGCCGUACCAUACCGGGCCGGCACUGCGACACGUUGUUCAUUCAUUAACGUCACGAGUUUUGCUCAAAAAAUACAAACAAUGUUCGAAGUGUCUUGUCCGAGCGAGUAGCGGUGAAAGGGAGGGGGCGACGCCCCUUAUUUAUUUUUAUAAUCAUUUAUAAUCUAGAUGUGGGAGUUAGAGCUGCAAGUGUAAUUACUAUUUCCAGUUCAGUUUCAGCGGUUAUCCGUCAGUCGGUCUGUUAUCCUGAUAUUAUGUUAUAGAGCAGCGAUCGCGCGACCAAUACGUUAUGUACUAUAUUAUUGCAGUCUCCCGAGACAAUGUAUCGGCCUACGAAACUGUUCCCACUUGUUCUUGAACAAAAUUUCAAAUAGAUACUAAAAUGUAUGCUUGUAGGGAGUAUAUAAUUUUAAGUGAAUAGAAGGCAUUCCAUAAGUUACAAUGCGGUGGCGUCGACUUGGUUUUUAUGAAAAUUAAAAUGUUAUCAAAAUAUAAUUGUUCGUGUUUUGUUUAAUAUAAGUGCCAUCCGUCACAUGUCCAUUGUCUGAGGCCCGAGGUCCGCCGGACGAGCGGCGCCGCGGCCUUGCACCAGUAUUCCGAUAUUUUCUUGUCAUUAUUUUCUUAAAAUUUUACAAUACCACGUUGCCUUGGAUUUAAUAUAAUUUUUUUCCAAUAAAAAUAUUUAAGUAAAUAAA
Messenger RNA from Spodoptera frugiperda (fall armyworm), 3655 nucleotides. It is a transcript of the gene Moe, whose product is annotated as moesin/ezrin/radixin homolog 1. Gene Ontology annotation, molecular function: cell adhesion molecule binding; actin binding. Gene Ontology annotation, biological process: positive regulation of protein localization to early endosome; regulation of organelle assembly; regulation of cell shape. The record is from RefSeq and is a predicted model, not a curated record. The transcript has 9 exons. Gene Ontology annotation, cellular component: microvillus; filopodium; plasma membrane. Bases 205 to 1941 code for a protein of 578 amino acids. NCBI's taxonomy places the organism in Eukaryota, Metazoa, Arthropoda, Insecta, Lepidoptera, Noctuidae.